UCAUCUCCGAGACAUGCAGUCGUUUUCCACCGCGCACGAAGCACGAUGUCGCCCUCAAAAGCAUAUAUAUGUCAAGAAGUCCAAGACAUUCCGGGGGUGCUAAGGGGGUUUGGCUUAUUGGCCAAAGGGCCUGGGAAAGGGCCAUGCGACACGAGACACACACUCACCGGCGCCAUCCCAUUCCAGAUGGCCUCGAGAGGACCCGACGCCAUGUUGUCUCCUCGGUUCUGGCAGCGCUGCUCUGUCGCGGCCAAGACACUACAACGGGCCCUAAAGCGCAGCGAAUCAUUGAUGGGGGGGGGAAAAACGCACAUUUGCUUUUCUGGUUGUCGUUGUAAGCUUCUGAGGGCGCAGCGCAAGGAGAGCUCGAACAAUGGUAUGGUGUUUGGUGAUCGUCAAUCGCUAAGGGGAGCACCAUACGAUCAAACGACGACGUACCUGAUUGCGGGCGUCUGAUUCAUUAGUUCCGUCUUGUUUUUUGACAGACGGGACGGUGGGCCGCGGAGGGGAGACGCCUGUCUAGCUUGCUUUGGAUCGACAUACACCAUCAUCUGCUUCCCGCGUUGACAGCUCAACGCUGGCUGUGCGCUUGUCAACACGGUGGAUUGGCGCUCUUUCGACAUGUUUGCUUUUUCGUGCCUCGCUUACUUGCUCUCUCCCUUGCUCACUCUCUCUCUCCCCUUACCAGUGCAGCGACCUUGCCGAGGGAUCCCUCGGGAUCGUCUCGCAUGUGAUAAACCCGGGAAGCAUGGGAGGCAUUGGGCACGGAGAUGCUUCCCAUGAGAGAGAGAGAGAGAGAGAGAGAGAGAGAGAGAGAGAGAGAGAGAGAGA
Messenger RNA from Colletotrichum navitas, 831 nucleotides. RefSeq lists its product as uncharacterized. NCBI's taxonomy places the organism in Eukaryota, Fungi, Ascomycota, Sordariomycetes, Glomerellales, Glomerellaceae. The annotation marks the transcript as partial. The record is from RefSeq and is a predicted model, not a curated record. The transcript has 3 exons.